UACCGGCUUUUGUAGUCGACUGCAGGAGGUCACUACUAUUCGCCGGCUUACUGUGCUAAUUUGCAUUUCUGAUAAGAUUCAGAAAUUAUUAUUGUUAAACAAUCAAAUUGUUUGUGAAAGUGUGAACUUGUAGUUCGAGGUGAACCGUUCUUCUUUUUACUGAUCCGACUAAUAAGGAAUGGAGUGGGAAGGUCCGCCUAAACAAGGAUUGUACGACCCCCAGAACGAGCACGAGGCCUGCGGCGUCGGAUUCGUGGUCGCUAUCGACGGCAAACGAUCGCAUAAAAUAGUUCGCGAUGCCGAAGUAUUGGCGAAGCGUAUGGAGCACCGCGGCGCGUGCGCGUGCGACAACGACACGGGCGACGGCGCCGGCGUGCUCACCGCCAUACCGCACCAGCUGUACACUGCUCAGCUGAGAGAUUCUCACCAAAUCGACCUACCGCCGUUCGGUCAAUAUGCCACCGGCAUAUUCUUCCUGGACAAGCUCCAUCAUCAGGACAUCGAGAAGAAGUUCCAGGAGCUGGCCGAGAGCAUCAACCUGCGCGUCAUCUGCUGGAGAACUGUGCCAACUAAUAACUCCACCAUCGGUCAGGUGGCCCGCAACUCUGAGCCGUACAUGCGUCAAGUGUUUGUCACCGGAGACAUAAGCGAUGAGGAGGAACUAGCCCGCCAGAUCUUCGUGCUGCGUAAGCGCGCGUCGCACGAGUUGGUGGUGCCGGGCACGCGGUUCUAUAUCUGCAGCUUGUCGUUGAAGACUGUUGUAUACAAGGGGCUGUUGACUUCGAAUCAGCUAUGGGAGUACUUCAAGGACCUGAGCAACCCGGCGUUUACGACGUACCUGGCGCUGGUCCACACCCGCUUCUCCACCAACACCUUUCCCAGCUGGGAGCGCGCCCACCCGCUCAGAGUUCUGGCACACAACGGCGAGAUCAACACGCUGCGCGGCAACGUCAACCUCAUGAAGGCCAGGGAGGGCGUCAUGAAGAGCGACCUGUUCGGAGAUGAUCUCAAGAAACUCUACCCAGUGGUCGAGCCGAACCUCUCGGACUCGGGUUCCGCUGACUGCGUAUUGGAGUUCCUCCUGCACUGCGGGAGCCGCACCCUGCCUGAGGCGGUCAUGACCAUGGUGCCUGAAGCCUGGCAUAACGACCCCACGAUGACUAAGGAGAAGAGGGACUAUUACCAGUGGGCGAGCUGCGCUAUGGAACCCUGGGAUGGCCCGGCGUUGAUAUCGUUUACGGACGGACGAUACAUAGGUGCGGUAUUGGACCGGAACGGCCUACGACCGUCUCGCUUCUACGUGACGAGCGAGAACAUACUCGUCAUGGCGUCAGAGGUCGGCGUGUACGAUGUUGACCCAGAGAAGGUUAUCCAUAAGAGUCGUCUGAAGCCCGGUCGUAUGUUGCUGGUCGACACCGAGGAGAAAAAAAUCAUCCAGGACGUCGAACUGAAGCUGAAGAUCGCUCAGAGCCGCCCGCACUCUCAGUGGCUGAAGGAACAGAUGAUCACAAUGGAGGAAAUUCACAAGUCCGUGUGUCUGGAGAGCGGCGCGCUCAAGAACGGCCACGUCCACACCAUCAGCGGACUGUCCGACAAGCGCCUGUCCCUGUUUGGGUACACCAUAGAGUCCAUCAACAUGCUGCUGCUGCCUAUGAUACAGAACAAGAAGGAAGCUCUAGGCAGCAUGGGUAACGACGCGCCGCUGGCGUGCCUGUCGCGCUUCCAGCCGCUCCCGUACGAGUACUUCAAACAGCUGUUCGCGCAGGUCACCAACCCGCCUAUCGAUCCUUUCAGGGAGAAAAUAGUAAUGUCCCUGCUGUGUCCGGUGGGUCCAGUGGCGAACAUCCUGCAGCCGGCCGCGGAGUUCGUCCACCGGAUAUUCCUGCCGCAGCCCAUACUGUCCAUACCGGACCUCGAGGCGCUCAAACACACCACGCACAGAGGGUGGAAGACGGUAGUGAUCGACUGCACGUACCCGGUAUCCGAGGGUCCGUGUGGGCUGGAGGCGGCGCUUACUCGCGUCGCCAAUGAGGCGGAGGCGGCGGCCGCGACCGCGCAGCUGUUGGUGCUGUCCGACCGCGCCUCCGGCCCCGACAGAGUGCCGAUCAGCUCGCUGCUGGCUCUCGGAGCGGUCCACCAUCACCUGAUCGAGACUCGUCAGCGUAUGCGCGUCGGUCUAUUAGUCGAAACGGCGGAUGCUCGGGAGGUGCAUCACAUGUGCGUCCUACUCGGCUACGGUGCGGACGCAAUAUGCCCGUACUUGGCGUUCGAGCUUGCGUUCGCGUUGCGUGCGGAUCAUCUCAUAGACAAUACUCUUACCGAUGAAGACAUAUACAAGGCGUACCAGAAGGCCAUGGAAACUGGUUUGGCCAAGGUCAUGGCGAAGAUGGGAAUAUCUAUGCUCCAGUCGUACAAGAGUGCGCAGAUCUUUGAAGCUGUUGGACUCAGUGAGGAGGUUAUCGAUAAGUGCUUCAAAGGAACGCAGUCUAGAAUCGGUGGAGUGACAUUCGAAAUAUUGUCUAAAGAAGUGUUUGAUAGACACGCACUAACAUACGGCGAGUCUACAGACAUGCUGGUAUUGAGGAACCCUGGAAACUACCACUGGCGCGCGGGAGGCGAGAAACACAUCAACGAUCCCGCGUCCAUCGCCAAUCUGCAGGAGGCUGCAGCCAACAACAGCACGUCUGCUUACGACAGAUAUAGGGAGAGCGCGCUAGAGUCCAUCCGUGCGUGCACGCUUCGCGGUCAACUCGAGUUGGUCAAGUUGGAUGAGCCCAUACCGCUCAGUGAGGUGGAACCCGCACAGGAGAUCGUCAAGAGAUUUGCUACUGGUGCGAUGUCAUUCGGUUCAAUAUCUCUGGAGGCGCACACGACUCUCGCGAUCGCCAUGAACCGCGUCGGCGGCAAGUCCAACACGGGCGAGGGCGGCGAGGAGGCUGAUAGAUAUCUCAACCAGGAUCCAGAGUGCAAUAAGCGUUCAGCCAUCAAGCAGGUAGCGUCGGGUCGGUUCGGUGUAACUGCGUCGUAUCUCGCACACGCCGAUGACUUACAGAUCAAAAUGGCGCAGGGCGCUAAGCCCGGCGAGGGGGGAGAAUUACCUGGCUACAAGGUGACAGCUGACAUAGCGCGCACGAGGUGCUCCGUGCCCGGGGUGGGGCUGAUCUCCCCUCCCCCCCAUCACGAUAUCUACUCCAUAGAGGACCUCGCGGAGCUGAUAUACGACCUGAAGUGCGCCAACCCACGCGCGCGUGUCUCCGUCAAGCUGGUGUCUGAAGUCGGCGUGGGUGUCGUCGCUUCUGGUGUUGCCAAGGGCAAAGCUGAGCACAUAGUGAUCUCGGGCCACGACGGCGGCACCGGCGCUAGCUCGUGGACGGGCAUCAAGUCCGCCGGGUUGCCGUGGGAGCUCGGCGUCGCGGAGACUCACCAAGUACUUGUGCUGAACGACUUGAGAUCCAGGGUGGUGGUCCAAGCGGAUGGUCAGAUCCGCACGGGCUUCGACGUGAUGGUGGCCGCGCUGCUCGGAGCUGAUGAGUUCGGCUUCAGUACUGCACCGCUUAUUGCGCUUGGUUGCACGAUGAUGCGCAAGUGUCACCUGAACACGUGUCCGGUGGGCAUCGCGACGCAAGACCCCGUGCUGCGGAAAAAGUUCGCCGGCAAACCGGAACACGUCAUCAACUAUCUGUUCAUGCUGGCUGAGGAGGUCCGCACUCUGAUGGCGUCAGUUGGCGUACGUCGCUUCCAAGAGCUGAUUGGUCGCACUGACCUCCUGAAGGUACGCGAAGGUAACACAAACCCCAAGGCGCGUCUACUAAAUCUACAGUUGAUAUUGAAGAAUGCUUUGCACAUGCGUCCCGGCGUCAACAUCGUCGGUGGAUCGAAGUCGCAGGACUUCCAACUUGAGAAGCGCUUAGACAAUCAGUUGAUCGAGCGCUGCAGCGGAGUACUGGAGGGCAAGGAGACGCGUGCAGACAUCGACAUGACUAUCACGAACGAGGACCGAGCGUUCACCUCGACUCUGUCAUACCAUAUCGCCAUGAAAUACAGCGACGCUGGCCUCCCGGACGGCUCGUCAAUCAACAUAUCGCUGAAGGGCUCCGCGGGUCAGAGCUUCUGCGCGUUCCUGGCUAAGGGCGUCACUGUGACCCUGGAGGGCGACGCUAAUGAUUAUGUCGGCAAGGGUCUGUCUGGCGGUACUGUGAUCAUCUACCCGCCCAAGAACUCGCCUUUCGAGUCCCACCUCAACGUGAUCGUUGGUAACGUGUGUCUGUACGGCGCUACCUCGGGCAGAGCCUACUUCAGAGGAAUAGCCUCGGAGCGUUUCUGCGUGCGCAACUCCGGGUGUGUGGCGGUGGCGGAAGGCGCUGGCGACCACGGCUGCGAGUACAUGACAGCAGGCCGGGCGCUCGUGCUGGGACUCGUGGGACGGAACUUCGCUGCGGGCAUGAGCGGUGGUAUCGCUUACGUGUACGACAUCGACGGCUCGUUCCACGGCAAGUGCAACAUGGAGACGGUGGAGCUGCUGCCGCUGGAGAUAAAAGAGGAUCUGGAUGAAGUCCAGAAACUUCUGGAGGAGUUCGUUGAGUAUACAGGAUCUGUCAUCGCAAAGAACCUUCUAGAAUCAUGGCCGGAAGCUGCCAAGAAGUUCGUCAAAGUCUUCCCGUACGAAUACCAGAGGGCGCUUAAACAGAUGGCGCUGCAACAGGCGCCAGUCGCUAAGGUCGAGAACGGCAAAGAAGAGAAUGGAAUUGUCGAUAUUGAGGAAGCGGUGCGAAAUGUGGAGCACGACAAGAAGAAUUUGGAGAAAAUUAUAGAUAAAACUAGAGGUUUCAUCAAGUACCCGCGCGAGAGCACACUGUACCGGCCGGCGCAGACUCGCAUGCGCGACUGGGACGAGAUAUACGCGUGGGGACACGUGCGACGCGGACUGCGAGUACAGGCGGCGCGUUGUAUGGAGUGCGGAGUGCCUUUCUGUCAGAGCGGGCACGGCUGUCCGCUCGGCAACAUCAUACCCAAGUUCAACGACCUCGUCUACCGCGCUGAUUGGAAAGGGGCUUUGGCUCAGCUGCUGCAGACUAAUAACUUCCCAGAGUUCACCGGUCGCGUGUGUCCGGCGCCGUGCGAGGGCGCGUGCGUGCUCGGCAUCUCGGAGCCACCCGUCACCAUCAAAAACAUCGAGUGCGCCAUCAUAGACCACGCCUUCGACAACGGCUGGAUACAGCCCGAGCUGCCUGAGCAUCGCAACGGCAAAACAGUCGCCGUGGUUGGCUCAGGCCCUUCCGGUUUGGCGUGUGCGCAUCAGCUGAAUAAGGCGGGCUACACGGUAACAGUAUUCGAGCGUAACGACCGUCCCGGCGGUCUGCUGCAGUACGGUAUACCGAGCAUGAAGCUCAGCAAGGAGGUUGUGGCGCGACGCAUCAAACUGCUCACGGCCGAGGGCAUCAGCUUCAAGUGUAAUGUCGACGUCGGGAAGGAUAUAUCCGCUGUGGAUCUGUCUAAUGAAUACGACGCAGUAGUACUCUGCGCGGGCGCAACCUGGCCUCGCGAUUUACCGCUCAAGGGCCGACAGCUGUCCGGUGUACACUUCGCUAUGGAGUUUCUAGAAGGUUGGCAGAAGAGACAGGCCCAAGCUGACGGGAGAGGCAAGCCGGCCGCCCCAGAGCUGUCCGCCAAGGACAAGGAUGUUCUGAUCAUCGGUGGAGGGGAUACUGGGUGUGACUGUAUAGCGACGUCGCUCCGUCACGGCGCGAAGUCGAUCACGACGUUCGAGAUCCUGCCUGAACCCAAGAAGAAGCGCGGUCAGGACAACCCGUGGCCGCAGUGGCCCAGAGUUUUCAGAGUGGACUACGGACACGAGGAGGUUAAAGUGAAGUUCGGUCACGACCCCCGACAGUUCUCCACCCUCACCAAGGAGUUCUUGGACGAUGGUGCUGGCAACGUGGCGGGCGUGGCGGCGGUGCAGGUGGAGUGGAAGCGCGGCGCGGGCGGCCGCUGGGAGAUGGAGGAGGUGCCGGGCACCGAGCGCGAGUACAGAGCCCAGCUCGUGCUGCUGGCCAUGGGCUUCCUGGGACCGGAGCGGCAUGUGGCACAUCAGCUAGAUCUGCCGUUGGACGCUCGCAGCAAUUUCGAGACGCUCAAAGACAAUAUCUACAAGACGCCCAUCAGCAACGUAUUCGCCGCUGGAGAUUGCAGACGCGGCCAGUCGCUUGUGGUGUGGGCGAUAUCUGAGGGGAGACAGGCGGCGAGGGCGGUCGACGUCUAUUUGUCCGGCAAGUCGCGCCUCCCCGGCCCCGGCGGAGUCGUCUACGCGGACUGAGUUCGCCCCUGAUUGGUCCUGGGGCACCUUCAGCGUGCUGAGUGUGCCCCGACCGGAAUGUGCGGGGGACGUCCGGUCCAUACGCCCCUGAUGGGGCUGACGUGGACUGAAUACGCCUCUGAUGAGAUUGGCUACCACUCCAUUCAACGGUUAUGGCUCCUUACAAUCAUAGAGGCUUUAUUCUCGCUCGGAAUAGGUGUAGGGUGGGUUCGUCUGACCCCAUUUACACAUCUCGCCCCCAUAUUUGGCCAUUGACGUUCUAAAUACAUUAAAAUCAAUUUACGCAAACAAUAAACGUUAUUCUUGUAGUCGUCACGUAAAUUAUUAUUUGCAUAUCUUUAUUAAAUUAUCUGGUAUUUUGACCAUAUGCAUAUUAGUUUUGUAAUGCCAUAAGAUGCCAAUGGCCAAAGUUCUUUUUUGUAUCAGAAAGAAUAUCAAGUUUAUUAUUGUGGCAUUAUUUUAUUAUUAUUUAUUUAACAUAAAUUGAUGUCGGUAAAGGUACUAGCGACAAUAAACUGAACGUAACAGUGCCACGAAGUAAAACAUAGGUAGCGUCUUCGUUGAUGAUUUGUAUGAAAUAUUCGUGCAGAUUUUUGCAAUGAUGAUCGUUAAAAAUUUAAAGUUAAUUAGUGAAUGUAGAAUUUCGAUUAUUUAUCCAUCACUUUAUCUAGCGGACGGUUAAACGUUAGAAGUGUCAUAGUAUUAUUUUCGAGCGCGAGUGAAGAGAACAAAUUGAUUCAUAUAGGCAGAUGCGGGCCUACGUCGUUUGGUCGGGUUAUGUCAAUUCAGUAUUAGUUGUGGUUUGUC
This is a messenger RNA of Aricia agestis (brown argus), 7120 nucleotides long. RefSeq names its product glutamate synthase [NADH], amyloplastic (gene Gogat). The transcript has 45 exons. The coding region runs from base 179 to 6313 and encodes 2044 amino acids. Gene Ontology annotation, molecular function: iron ion binding; glutamate synthase (NADH) activity; iron-sulfur cluster binding. Lineage: Eukaryota; Metazoa; Arthropoda; Insecta; Lepidoptera; Lycaenidae. The record is from RefSeq and is a predicted model, not a curated record.